AUGUCUCCGGUGGGUGAGCUGCCCGAGCCUCUCCACACACUCCAUGAGAGGCUUUACCAGGCCGCGGUCAAUGGAGAAGCUCAGAAAAUAUCUGAGCUCUUCAAGCUCGGUGCCAAAAUGAGCGCAGACGAGGAGGGUCGUACUCCUCUACACAUGGCCUGCGGCAAUGGCUUCGUGGAUUCGGCGAGAUGCCUUAUCCUCAAUGGUGGAGCCAAGAUCAACCAGUUGGAUGCAUGUGGAUACACACCUCUUCACCACGCAGCAAUGGACGGUCAUAUGGAGGUGAUUCGCUUAUUGGCUAAACAUGGCUGUGCUCUAAAUGCUCAAGAAAGGCUCUCGGGGAACACGGCCUUACACGAAGCUGCUUGGAGAGGUUUCAGCAGAACGGUCGAGGUUCUUGCGAGAGCCCACGCAAACUUGUACGUCAAGAACAAAGCCGGAUUCACGGCCUUGCAUCUGGCGGCUCAAAACGGCCAUAAUCAAAGCUCACGAGUUCUCUUGAUGGAAGGUUGCGGACCCGACGUGAAGAACAACUAUGGCGAUACCCCUCUACACACUGCCACUCGCUACGGACACGCCGGCGUCGUGAGGAUCCUAGUCUCUGCCUUCUGCAAUGUUCAGGAGACCAAUCGGAAUGGUGACACGGCCCUGCACGUCGCCGUCGCGAUGCGGAAACGAAAGCUUACGAAAAUUUUACUCGAAUCCGGGGCUAGUGUAUUCGUCAAGAACGAACAGGGAGAAUCUCCAUUAGACCUCGCGCAACGGAAAGCAUAUCCGGAAAUCGAAGAAAUGCUUCUGCAUUCGCCAGCUAUCGUCCGACCGGACAACGUUGUUGAGAACGGCAAGGGCAAAAAGAGAGAAAAAGACCCGAAUACGUCCACAAGCAGCGGUAAACUGAACACCAGCGCUAGUCGGAAGAAGAAGAAGACGAAAACGAAAGGCGACAUGUUGCGCUCGAAAAGCUUGCCAUCGACAGCACCCGUGGGGCCGUACGGCUGUCCACACUCUCCGCACGACAUGGCGGGCUUCCCGACGCCAAAAAUCGAAACUUUGCCCCCGGAUCCGCUUGCCAAAGGCGAACAGUACUAUCUCGAUCUCGCUGGGAAUAUCCGGAAGGGUCCAGUGGGCAGAGGCUAUAGCUGCUACUGUGUUCCAUUCUUCAAGGACUUCGAAAGGAAACUCGAAGCCGACAAGCAGGAACUACAGGAGAAAAUUGGCGAAUCUAAACAGGAUUUGGAGAAGAAAAUAAAAACGCUCGAACGCAAUACGAUAUCACAGCUUCAAUCGCUCGACAUCAUGCGGGACCCGAAUGAAAACUCUCAAGACGAGCAGUCCUUACAAGCUUUCGCCGAAAGAAAGAUUGGGAGACGAACCAGCCCGCUUGGACGCAGUUCACCCCCCCUACAGACACAGCACGCGGAGAGCUCAUCGGCGCGAUGGUCGAAGCUCAUGGAAUGCAGAGCGAGUCUUGGUCUGCAUUUGAACGAGUCCUCGGGCGAAUCGUCCCAAGAAGACGACGACGAUGAUGAUAAUGAUGAUGUCGACUGCCAUGCCGAUAGUGGCAUGCAAGUGAGACCGAUGACGGUUUUCCAAAGAAUACGUCCAUUAUCAACGAGUUAUAUGAAUUUGCCGACUGCCGACUUUAAUGAAGUCGGCCUACCCUUACCCGAAAGUGUGGACUUGUCACGAACGUUGAGUCGUCUAGAAAGACGGUCAACUGCAUCGCUCGGCGCACGCGAACCCGCGGCCGGACGGAGCCCAUCGCUCUUGGAGAACAAUACUCCACCUCCUUCAGCGAUCGCUUCAAGCCUCCCGGAAGACACAUCAGGAGUUCGGAAACCUAUUUGUCGGCCGCCGAAGCCUCCUUCUUAUCAAACACACAUGGAACGGUUGAGCCACACACCGGUCAGGAGCGGCACUCUAAUUCAUCCAGGCUAUACUACGUGUCUCGGUCAGAACCCUAGGUCAGCAUCUACACCCCCGAAAGUUACGCCAAUUCCAUCGCACAAUGUUUCGUCUUCGUGUUCUUCUUCGAACUUGAUGCAUCAUCAACGAGUGAGCGCCAACCAUCAUCACCACCAUAUGGCUUUGGAUAGCGUUCCUUCUGGAGCGAGAAGCUCGAUGCAGAACCUCACAAGUUACAUUCCCGAAGAAGAUGGGUCGAAUCUCUUCCGUAACAACGAUAAGCUCACGAAAGAAUCAUCUGCCACAAAACUGCCAUCAUUGAAUCAUCAUCCCCACAGUCCGCGGACUCAGCGGCUCGUCAUGUCCAGUGAAGUGUAA
Molecule: messenger RNA, 2283 nt
Organism: Galendromus occidentalis (western predatory mite)
Lineage: Eukaryota; Metazoa; Arthropoda; Arachnida; Mesostigmata; Phytoseiidae
Product: ankyrin repeat domain containing protein 6 diego
Exons: 12
Coding region: 1-2283 (760 amino acids)
Molecular function (GO): protein binding
Source: RefSeq, a predicted model, not a curated record